AUGCCAAAGGGAAGGAAAUCACAAAAGAUAGAGAAAGUGUUUGAGUCAGAUUCUGAACAUACUGAGAAAGAAAUUGAGAGGCCUGAGGUGAGCGAACCUGAGUUGAUACAGUCGGAGGGUGUAGCAUCAAACAAAGAGGAUAAAAAUUACUCGACCGAGGAGAGCGGAGAGUUUGAAAAUGAAGGGAGUGGCCAACAAAUACCAGGUGAAUUACGCCAUGUAUUUACCAACAAGUUCAUUCAUGUCAGCUCCACACAGACAUCACGUACAGAAACCAGUAAUAUGAAGGUGGAUCUCCUUAGCUACAAUGCCAAACAUGCAGAGUAUAGAAUUAUGCCACGUUAUAAAGUCAAGUCAGAAGGAGAUAUUGUCCAAGUAGAGGAUCAGAUUGUCCUGGAGAGUGUGAAGACAGCUGGGCAGUACCUCAGCGUUAGCAGGUCACAUUUCAGUGCCAACCAUGUCUACUCUGGCUGUCAUGAGUUGAACCUGUCUGUACGUCACUCUGGUUUUACUGUAUACAGACAUCUAAAGCCUGGUCCAGAGAAUGAAGACAGACUCCUGCCUGGUGCUCCCAUUCAGCUCUUCCAUAAAGACAUAGAAGCCUAUCUUGUAGCCGAGGGAUCAUUUGAUGAGGCGCUGGUAGAGGAUGUUCAUUUACGAGUACGACAGCUCAAUCAGAACAAUCCUCGGACCCUCUAUCCUUCUUCCUCUGCCCUUACAUACUGGCAGGUUGAGGCUGCGGAAAGCGUUAUUAAAGGUGGGGUAUUGAAGUGGGAGCAGCAGUGCCGUCUGAAGCACAUGGUCACUAGGAAGUACCUGACAGUGGACAGCAACAUGAAGGUCACCCUGACCUCCGACACCGAUCGCAGGACCAUAUUUCGGUUACAUCCAGUUAUUAAGGAAGCAGACUCCAUAGACUAUGGUACUUACUGCAGAAUAGAACAGGUGGUUACGGGAUACUGGCUUCACGCUGAACCUGAUGAAUAUGUGAGACAAGACGACAGAGUGGGUUCCCAGGGUGAUGAUACGUCUAUGGAGGGACUGAAAUGGACAUUGGCCAGCCUGAGAAAGGUGUCUGUAGAAAAAGAAAUGCAGUACAAUGAUGCGUUCACCAUACAAAAAGUGGCCCCAGACCUGGUGGAAAACUUCAACUGCAUGGCGGGCAUGGUGCCUUUUCUACAGAACUUGAUCAAACAGAAAAAAGCUGGUCAGAAUUUAACAGCCAAACAAGCCCAAGACAUCAAAGCUUCCUUGAAAGAGAUGUCCAACUUCAUGUUUCUGAACAGUGAACCCAGUAAGAAAAGGCAGAAACUGCUCAGAAAUCUUCGUAUUGUAGAGCUGCUGGUCAAAGUGUUGCUGAUACCAUAUGUAGGCAGUAAUGACAAAAGAUAUCUUAUAGACAUUUUCAUAGAAGCCUAUGACGUAAUGAGAGCUUACCUGGUUGGAGAUAGUAGGAAGAAUGAGCUGUACAUUGCCAAACAUAUUCCUUUUUUCCUGGACAGAAUAGAACAGUCUCAGCACACAAGAGACUCCCAUGAAGAAAUGGUCAGUUUACAUGCUGCCUACAUGGUCACUGAGCUGAUCAGAGACAACAGGAAGAUAGUGGACAGGAUGACCACUGCCCACAUUGACAAGUUUAUGAAUUUGUUGAAAACUAAGAAGAACUACCGUUACCUGGAGUUACUUAGUGUCCUCUGUGUUUGUAACAACAUUGCCAUUCCUAAGAACCAGACCUAUAUCACAGAUGUCUGGCUGAAGGACAACCAAAAGAAUUGUGUGUACCUGACAGAAAUGGGUGAGAACAUUAAGCAGGAACCAGGGGUGGUGUACGUCAAAGUGGACCACAGGUCACAGUGGGUCAAGUUACUGGACUUUGCCAAAAAGUAUGAGGCCGAAAUGAAAGCCAAAAGUGCUGCCCAGGAUAUCAAUGAAGCCUUGGAUACCAUAUCUUUGGCUUCAGAGCGUCCAGGAUCUCAGUUGCUGAAUGUCCCAGGACGUUCUGGCUCUCAGAUGGGGAGAGUUGGAGCAGCGAGGGGUGCACAGUCAAAGGGUAUAGUUAAACAGAAAAGCUCAGUUGAGGAAGAAUACCGUUACCUGGAACAUCAGCUGGAUUUAUUUGAAAAUCUUUGCCAUGGUCGUAACGAAGUAGCCAUUAAAACCAUCACUCAGUUUGUGACAUGGCAGCAAGUUUACAGCUGUCUUCAGGAUAAGGAACUCCCGGAUGCUCUGAAGGCCAUCUAUGUAUCACUGAUCAUAGUUCUUUUUGUUGACAUUGGGGAGAAUAUAUCUGUUUUGGACCAUGUGACCUUGACCUUUGCCUUUGAGGAUAUUCAUGACAGCACGCCAAGGACUGAUCGCAACAUGUCCGGAGGCGCCACUGUUCCCCGUGAUCCGACCACAGAGCAAGUGUUUCCACAUCUGAAGAUUUGGAUUGAGUUGUUUCUUCAGCAGAACACAGACAUGACUGCCUCAGAGAUAGGGCACAACCAGCUGGUGAUGCAGGUACUUCGGCUCAUCUACCACCUGGUAAAGUACAGUUUCUAUGAGAAGUUGAGUGACAUCAAGAAGCUGCUGGGGCCAUUACUGAGUCUGCUAGAUGGAACCAAUGAUAAACCUGACUUGGAGACUACAGGCAAGACAGUGGAGGAAAUGAAAGCCUUGCAGUGGUACAGACAACAUGGCAGAUACAAGGAGAAUGCUCAGACUAAGGCAGUGGUGGAUGCUAAACAUCAAGCCAUGCAAGUUAUGGACUUAUUUUUCAACUUGCGUUUCAACAUCCGCCUGGAGCGUUUUGUCCAGAUGUUCAAAGUGGUCCACAAACAGGUGCACGGCACGGCACUGGGGAGUGGGCAGGAUACCUGGGCGGCACUGGCCCCCUUGCUGGAGGGGGAGUUUGAUAUCACCAAUGACCAGGACCCAAGAGUGGACAGUACGAUGAAGGUGGCGCUAAGAGAGCUAGAGGCCAUGUUUGAAGAGUCAGCAUUCUUUAGAUAUGCAUUUGAAGAUUUUGAAGAGCUCAGGGGCAAGUCUCUCAAGGACCUGUUGCUGGAUUUGUCCCACUAUGAGUAUGACAAGAUGGUGACCCAGUCCCUGUACUUGCUGACCAGGUAUUUCUCAGCACAUGAUAACUUGUUCAAGAGGGCAGUCCAGGCACAGGUGGUGAUCACAGACAACUCUGUGAGAGUCCUGCGAGACCUGCAGAGCAAGCUUCCCUUAAUGCGCCGCCUGAUCCACUCCAAGAUGAACGACGCCCAGAUUCAGACCAUGUGUUCUAUCCUGGACCAGCUGAAAGAGUACUGCUGUCUGCCUGAAGAUCCGGCUCAGCCCCAUGGGAUUAACCAGGAUAUUCUGUACAAUCAAGCCAUUCUAGAGGACAUGUUCGACAUCUUGGCAAAAGAAUUUGAUGUCAGUCUUGUGGAGCAGUACCGUGGCCUACAGCAGGUGUUUCAGAAGGCUCUAGGACUGCUGACUGUGAUGGCGCGGGGUAACGCCAGCGUCCAGGAGAGGCUGUUCAACCGUCUGGACGUGUUGCUGAAUGUGAAGGGGGCUGAACAGGAGUUGGGAGAGGCUUUGGCUGAGGUAUUCACAGGUAACAAGAUGACAUGCAUGAGGAUAAUGCCGCACCAGGUGAAGCGUGUGAUGGAACUAGUGGCGCAGCACCACCUAGAUGUGCCGCAGUUCUUAGACCUGCUGAAUGCCGUCGUCAAGGUCGAAGAGCUGGACCUGCCACUCAAACGUAACCAAGGUUACGUCAUGAAAUAUUUUAUGGAGUACCGCACGGAUGUGGCAGCCAUUGUGGAUAAACACAAAGACAGAUGUGUGGCCCUACUGACAGGAGAAAGGAACAAGGAAAUGAUCUACUUGCUGGCUCUGGUAGAUUUACUGGCUACAUGCUCUGAGGGUGAGAAUCGAUUCAUUGAGUCCAUCUGCCAGACCAUCUUCAGCGUGAAUGAGCUUCUGGACAUAAUAACUGACCCCAAGAUCAAUAAUCAUCGCAGGCGGCCAUAUUUGAGGUUUCUGCUCUGGGUCUAUGUGAACACUGCCAGCAGUCUGAUUGAGAUUGGAGCAGGGGACCUGCCACAUGACAAGAGAGUUUGGGACUUCAUGAAAAACCUUACUCUAGAGAUGGAAAAGGUGACUGAAUAUGUGAAGGAAAAUCAGACCAAAGCCAAGCAUCAGCUGGAAUUGGGCCCAAGUAGAAAAGACGAGUUUGUAGAGUACUAUCAUGGCACCUUACAUUACUUCAUCGAGGCUGUCUUCCCGUUCCUUCAAAUCUUCUUCCGCCAGGUUUACGCCCCAGAGCCAGAAGACGAGAAACAUCAGCAAGAACCAGAGAUUGUGGACAAACUUGCUACUGCUCUAGUGGCAUUCGUUGAUGUGUUAGGGGGCUUGAUGAGCAACGAAAUCCACUUACAACGCAUGAUUGCCUGUGCCAGUGCAGUAUUACCCAUGUCUACAGUAGAUCCAGAGGUGAUGCGUGAAUUCCAAGAGCAGUAUGGGGCAGGUGCUUCAGGGUCCAAAGUCCAAAACAAAGCCAAAGAGAACUAUAUCAGGGAAUACCAGGGUGAGGAAGACCUCAAUAUCCAGCUUAAUAUAUUUGCGCAGAACUUCAGCAUGGUGUACGGAGGCUUCAAUGACGUCAAGUCACAGAUUGGGUUCCCAAGUGAUGAAGACUACACAGAUGUGGGUGGGGAUGAGGAGCUCCCCCUGGGGAAUGAGUUCCAGAUGAUGGUGAAGUGUUUUGAGAAUACUCAGGAAGACUUGCAGCCUGCGCAGAGAUAUAUACUGACUAGUAAACUGCUGGAACAGCUUAGAAUCUCGUCCAAGUCGACACUGUCCAUGGAGUCGGAGCGCAUGGCCCAGGAAGUGCUGGACGUGAAGUGCUUGCAGAUAAUGCGUGCUCUGAUACACAACCAGGUGGUGAAGUUACCCCAGGACUGGCAGAGCAACUUCCAUAAACGGAAAGUAAAGAGAUCUAUCCAAAGGCUCCAUGAUGUCCAGACAGCAUUGAAUGACUUUGAAACUCCACACAUUACAAUGUCUCUCCUGGCCAAACCUGGUGAUAACAUUAUCAAGGAAGUGCUCUCUCUACUGGGACUGCUGCUGUUUGGCAGUAUAUCCAAUGUACAGCCUAGUAUAGCUGACUAUUUCACUGGAACUCGUGAAGAAAAGUUUUUCUUGGCAGUCAGAGAACGAAUGCAGAUGUCAGCCAUCAACUACAGAGAAAAGCGCGCUCUCAUAGCCCAGCACCAGGCAUCACAGGAGCACAAAAUAGAGCAAUUUAAGACCCUGCUCCGUGCCACCAGGGUGGGAACACAAGUAAUGAACAUUGUGCAGGCUUCCAAUGCAUUCAGGUCAAAAUUAAGCAUGCAGUCCACUGGGAAAAAGAAGAGAGUGACGUCUGCAGCCAAACUCAAGGGCAGAUACAGCAGCCAGAGUCGGCUGGGAAGCAGAACCAGUCUGAAUCGCUCUCCAUCCCUCAUGGGUAGCACUGCGGCCAUGUUGGCUGGCUCAAAAAUGAACAAAGGCCUUCUUCCCCCUAUAGAGGGCGCUAACGGAGUAGAACUGAAGCAGAUGAAGAAGAAAGACGACAAGCAGCCAUUGUUGACUGGUAGCGGGAACAAGGUUGGCCCCGUUGGUGUUGAGUUGAAGGUGGAGGAUUUUGAUGACAACGAACUAGAAGCUUUGGCCAAGGAAGUGGGUAUAGAGGGAGCCACUGACCUGGACUAUAAAGAUGAGGGCUACAUUACACUGGUCCUCAAAGUACUGGGGGCCAUGUGCGAUGGUCAGUUUGCGGAUUUACAGGACUAUUUGAGAGAGCAGCCAGACAACAUAAAGACAGUAAACUUGGUGGGAGAAGUGACCAAAUUCCUGGGUCUUGUCUAUUCUUCCAUUACUAGUGAACACAUCAAGCUAGUGACAGCUCUCUUCAACACCCUGGUGGAAAUGACUUCUGGUAACGUGACCAACCAAGCCGUGGUGUUUGACAACAAAGUCUGUGAUUACAUCAACUUUAUUCUGCGUGCAGACCACUCCAAGUCCAUCACAGUUGAGGAGGACUUUGAGCUUGCAGACUGUAUAGUGAACCUCAUACUUGCCAUGAUAGAAGAGAAUCAUGGCAGCACGGUGGGAGAGUUUGGAGCCAAGAGGGUGGCAGGCAUUGCUAAGGAUGCCGUGGAGUCACUGGACACGGAGAGCAUCUUCAAAAUGGUGGUCAAGUACUACACUAUGUCCCUGGAUGAGGAGAGGUUUGAGGAGGAGGAAGAGAGGAAGAAGUAUGAGGAGCUUGGGUGUAAAUAUUUCCACACUCUUCUGAGGAUGGAGGAUUUGGAUAAGACUAUACAUCCUCAACGUCCACCAGUUGAGAAAGAAGUGAUCAGAACAGACGAGGACAGGGCUGCCUGGCAGUUCUACAAGGAGGGCACCAUGUCCAUUGAAAUAGUCAAGAAUGACAUGCUGCAGAAAGUCUACUUCAGGGUCAAGAACCAGAAAGUACUUCGUGGAGAAAUCAAGGAGAAGUUUAAAUAUGAAGUGGACCGUUCUUCUCCAACGAACAAACUUCGGGACUUCCUUGCCUGGUCACAGGAAAUCAGGAAAGACAUCAACUACCAGAAGAGGAUCUAUGACAAUCCUCUUGCCAGGUUCUUUGUCAUGUUCUGGACACCAGCCAAUUACAGCAUUAUAUUGAUGAGUUUCUUCUUUGCCAUAUUCACCCUUGUCACAUGGGUAGAGACAGGGGCACACAUUCUAAAUCAAAACACAUCAGAUGUCAUUGAUGACCCCACGCCCAAAUACAGGUACCCGUACUCAGAGGUGGGUCUGUAUGUGCUGGGUGGUCUCCACAACCUACUGGCUCUGUACAUCUUGGUCAGCUUCUUCAUCUCCAACAAACCAGUGUUCCCCAGGUGGUGCAGACCAAGGAGCGAUGAUGAUGAGGAGGAUGAAAGUGAUACUUCAAAGUCUGGUGCCAAAGAAGAAUCAAAGCUGGCUGUUCGCUUUUUUAGUUCAAAAACAUUUUAUUAUAUUAUCUUCUUUGUGUUGUCCGUCCUUGGUACAGUGUUCUAUGGCUACACCUUCAGCUUCCAUCUUCUCCACAUCGCUGCCAACAACCAGCUGCUGGCGCGGGUCAUGCAGGCCGUCACCAAAAAUGGCAUGUCUCUGAUACUUGUUGGUCUCUUGAUGGCCAUCAUCUUCUACAUAUAUGCACUGAUCUGUUUUGGGUUCUUUCGCCAUCUGUUUGAUAAUGCCAAUGGUUUGUUUUGCUCCACUGUGGGAGAGUGCUUUGUCACCAUAUUGCAUCGUGGGCUGAUUAUCAGUCUCUUUGAGGUUCUGGAGAACCCAGAUGUGAUAGGCGACAAAACAUUUGCAUACUUUGCUGUCAAGUCCCUGUUGGACCUGUCUUUCUUCAUCAUCAUCACCACCAUUGGUCUGAACAUUGUCUUUGGUAUCAUUGUGGAUACCUUCUCUGAGCUUAGGAAUAGCAAGUGGGAGAUUGAUAAUGACAUGACAACAGUAUGUUUUAUAUGUAGCAGAAGCAGUUAUGACUUUGAGCAUCAAGCAUCGGGAUUUGAGUGUCAUGUGAAAAAAGAACACAACCAGUAUGCGUACCUGUUCUUCUUCAUUCACCUUCACGAGAAACAAAGGAAUGACUACACUUCACUGGAGCUGUAUGUCUGGAAGAAGUAUGUGGAAGAGGAUCUGACAUUCUUCCCGACCAACCGUGCUCUUAGUUUACAACAGGAGGAGAAUAGAAAUGAGGCCAUCUUGGAACAGAUGCAAGCGCAGGUCACGUACAUCGUCAGCAAGAUGCAAGAAGAGGAGGCCAACAAACAGAGACUGAUAGAAAAGAAGCAGCAACAACAAUUUCUCCAACAAGAGAAAGCAGAGGUCAGGAGGACAGAAGAACUGUAAUUAAAACAACGAUAACAAGAAAGCAAUAAUUACAACGAUCAAAUGAAGAAACAUAUGACAGAUGAAAGAGAAGUUACUUGUCAGUGCCAAAAUGUGUUUAGACAAACCCUUCAGGGUGACAUGGGUAACAUGGUCUUCAAAUCUACUGGCCCAAAGCAGAGACAGUGGCUAGAAACUUAU
Molecule: messenger RNA, 8091 nt
Organism: Lingula anatina
Lineage: Eukaryota; Metazoa; Brachiopoda; Lingulata; Lingulida; Lingulidae
Product: inositol 1,4,5-trisphosphate-gated calcium channel ITPR2
Biological process (GO): calcium ion transmembrane transport
Cellular component (GO): endoplasmic reticulum; membrane
Molecular function (GO): inositol 1,4,5-trisphosphate-gated calcium channel activity; inositol 1,4,5 trisphosphate binding
Source: RefSeq, a predicted model, not a curated record